UCUGAUUUGCCUAUAUCAUCCACUGACCUUCUCUUCUUCCUCUCUGCCUUCGCAAAGUUGACACCACUCAUGCAUGAACACGUCGCUGUCUACACGACGUAAUUAGCACGCAGCUGCGAUCUCCGAAACAGGGAGCUCGCCGCGCGCGACGCCGACGAGGUCAAUGAAGCCGCCGCCCACCGCCGCCGCUACCUCGGAUUCCGACGGCGGCGGCGGCGGCGGCGGUGGCCUGAUCCGGCCGUCGCGGAUAUGCUACAUGGCCAUCCUCUCCGCCGUCUUCUGGUUCUUGGUCUUCUCCCUCCUCUCCGGCAUGCCGGGCGGCGGCGACCUGUCGUCCGUGCUGUUCAGGCCGUCGUCGCUGUCGCUCCCGCUCCUGAACAGCUUCACGUUCGACCAGAACCCUUCGCCGGAGCAGCAGCCGCCGCCGGCGCCGGCGCCGGCGGAGGAUCGCUGCGCCGGGAGGUACAUCUACAUGUACGACAUGCCGGCGAGGUUCAACGAGGAGCUCCUCCGCGACUGCCGCGCGCUCCGGCCGUGGACGGCGGAGGGGAUGUGCCGGUACGUGGCGAACGGCGGGAUGGGCGAGCCGAUGGGCGGCGAUGGCGGCGGCAUAUUCUCCGAGCGCGGCUGGUUCGACACCGACCAGUUCGUGCUCGACAUCAUCUUCCAUGGGAGGAUGAAGCGGUACGGCUGCCUGACCGGCGACCCCGCCGCCGCCGCCGCGGUGUUCGUCCCGUUCUACGGCAGCUGCGACCUCGGGAGGCACAUCUUCCACCGGAACGCGUCGGUGAAGGACGCGCUCUCCGAGGACCUCGUCGGGUGGCUCACGCGGCGGUCGGAGUGGCGCGCCAUGGGCGGCCGCGACCACUUCUUCGUCGCCGGCCGCACCACCUGGGACUUCCGGCGAGAACGCGACGAGGGCUGGGAGUGGGGGAGCAAGCUGCUCAACUACCCCGCCGUCCAGAACAUGACGGCGAUCCUCGUCGAGGCGAGCCCGUGGAGCCGGAACAACCUCGCCGUCCCAUACCCGACCUACUUCCACCCGGAGACCGCCGCCGACGUCGCCGCGUGGCAGCGCCGCGUGCGCGCGGCGGCGCGGCCGUGGCUCUUCUCCUUCGCCGGCGGGCCGCGCAAGGGCAACGGCACCAUCCGCGCCGACAUCAUCCGGCAGUGCGGCGCGUCGAGCCGCUGCAACCUCUUCCACUGCCACGGCGCGGCGGCGAGCGGGUGCAACGCCCCCGGCGCCGUCAUGCGCGUGUUCGAGAGCUCCCGCUUCUGCCUCGAGCCACGGGGGGACACCAUGACGCGGCGCUCGACGUUCGACGCCAUCCUCGCCGGCUGCAUCCCGGUGUUCUUCCACCCCGGGUCGGCCUACACCCAGUACACGCUGCACCUCCCGCCGGAACGCGGCGGGUGGUCGGUGCUCAUCCCCCACGCCGACGUGACCGGCCGGAACGUGAGCAUCGAGGAGACGCUGGCGGCGAUCUCGCCGGAGAAGGUGAGGAGCAUGCGGGAGGAGGUGAUCCGGCUCAUCCCGACGGUGGUGUACGCCGACACGAGGUCGAGCCGCGUCGACUUCAGGGACGCGUUCGACGUCGCCGUCGACGCCGUCGUCGGCCGGGUGGCGAGGCGGCGGCGCGACGAGCCCGACGCCCGGAGGUGACAAGAUCCACCGGGUGAUUUUGUAUGCUUUGAUUCGAUUUGAUUGGGCCAUUGGAUUCUCCAUGAAUCUGGGGCAAAGUGCAGUUUUUUUUUACCUUUUGUAAUUUUAGUUUUAUAUAUACUUUUAUUGCCUCGAUAUAUUGGCAUGUAAGAUCUUGAUUGAUUAUGUAUGAAACAAAGCAGAAUUCCUCAAA
Messenger RNA from Oryza sativa Japonica Group (Japanese rice), 1856 nucleotides. Its product is annotated as xyloglucan galactosyltransferase KATAMARI1 homolog. The record is from RefSeq and is a predicted model, not a curated record. Lineage: Eukaryota; Viridiplantae; Streptophyta; Magnoliopsida; Poales; Poaceae. Gene Ontology annotation, molecular function: glycosyltransferase activity.